This is a messenger RNA of Lottia gigantea (owl limpet), 1818 nucleotides long. RefSeq lists its product as hypothetical. The transcript is spliced from 3 exons. Bases 1 to 1818 code for a protein of 605 amino acids. Lineage: Eukaryota; Metazoa; Mollusca; Gastropoda; Lottiidae. The record is from RefSeq and is a predicted model, not a curated record.
AUGGUAAUUGAGCUUGGAACCAGCAAGAUGUUUAAGAUUCUACUCUGGAUGGUUGUUGGAAUACAUUCUCUGGUCAUUGAGAAAGGAGAUCGUCUCAUGUUAGAUCCCAUAACGAAUUCUGAUCCAACAACGCCGGUAUUGACUACUACAUCUCGCUCUGCAUUGUCAUGUUUUGUUAAAUGCUUACAGAUGGCAUGUGAUUCAGUGGUGUACUGUACAGGUUUAUCUGCUUGUUCUUUGUAUCUGACUAAAGAACGCACUUUGAAUGUUAAUGAUACAAAGGGAACCCCUGAUCAAUGUACUUAUAUAAGACGAAAGAAUGUUUGUGAAAGUGGGGAGUAUGCCAAUGGUAUCUGUAUACAUUAUAAUGAUACUCAGUUUCAGACAUUUGUUUCAGAUUCCUAUAAAUUGAUGUAUGAAUCCGGUAAUUACAAUACUAAUGAGGUGUUAUUACACAGACAUAUUGACCUUGGUUACAAAUUAGGCCUGCGGUUAAAAGUUACUGAGAAGUUCAGUUUGGAUGAUGGAACAAAUUUUACAAGGUAUAUACCACCAUCAAUAAUCGGUAUGGGAUCUGAUUUCAUUCAAGAACAAGUUAUGAGUCUGAUGAUGCUAUCAGGCCGAUCUAUAAAUCCAGACAUCAUCAAGGCAUAUGAAAUCAUGGCAUCAAAUGGCAAGAGGAUUUCAUUCAACUCUUCUUCAUCUGCACCCGAAACAAAAGAAACUUCUCUCCAAUGGUAUAUGAGAAAGCUCAAUGAAACUGAGGAAUGCUAUAGCAAAGUUCCAAAUGGUGAAGUAACCGGAACUAUGAGCGACUGUAUAGCAGCAGUUCAGAAUGGUUCCGAGUUGUAUGUCGUAACCUCAUCUUUGGCAGGUCCAGUAACUAUUGAAAUUCUAGAUGUCGCCUCGCUGGAAUACUCAUUUCCAUUACACUUAGAUUUCCAUCAAGUUCAAGGGGAGGAUUUCGAGCCGUAUGAUGAUUCUACAGCUUGGAGUGUGGUGGUAGGCAGGUCUAAUGAAGCUCUUAUAACAAGAGUUGCUGUAAAAAUGGAAAUCGAUAGGCCAUAUUCAAUUAGAACCGAGGAUCAAAAGGUGCAGUACUUUAUCGACAUUGGCUGGUAUAAGGCAUUUUCUGUAAGUGAAAAUGGGCACAUUCUUGAAGGAACUAUACAAAAUUUGAUGGAUGUCAUUAAGUCCGGUAGUCGUGUCAGAGUAAUGACACACUUUGAUCGUACUCGGAUGUUAACAACCAAUGCCCUGUACAUCAAUGAAUUAGACAGAUCUGUCCAAGGUAUCACAUCAGGUUACCCGCACACCAACGACAUUCUACAAACUUUAAGACCGGCUUUGCGAUAUACUUACUUACAAACAUACGGAGAAGCAAAAAUGUGUAUUAUGGGAGUUGGAAAUCCGUCAGUUCUCGCAGAAAUAGAACCGUUUCAGAUGAAAAGCGAAUGGUAUGUUGAAUCGAGGCCCUGGACAUGUGUGUUGAAGACUGAUGAAAAUCAGAACAUUGGUUUUGGAAGCAUCGAAGAUCUGAAACAAGCUGUUAUAAACCAGAAGGACGUUCGAUUGAUCAUCGCCACUUCUCCUCACGAUAAAUUAGCUGUCGAUGUAACUGAAACAAGGUUUUAUGACGACGGUUCAUUCGUUUGCCAAUUUGGACCAGUUACUAUGAAUGUUACCACCUGCAUGCAAUGGAGUGGAGUUGUAAAUGAAUCAUUGAUUGUUCAGAUUGUCGAAACAAUUCCCUUUCAGUCGACAGGUUCUGGUACGAUGAAAUACAUUACGAAUGCUAUAGAAUGGUUCGUCAACUAG